Messenger RNA from Pyrus x bretschneideri (Chinese white pear), 1160 nucleotides. RefSeq names its product agamous-like MADS-box protein AGL80. The coding region runs from base 69 to 833 and encodes 254 amino acids. Lineage: Eukaryota; Viridiplantae; Streptophyta; Magnoliopsida; Rosales; Rosaceae. The transcript has a single exon. Gene Ontology annotation, biological process: positive regulation of transcription by RNA polymerase II. The record is from RefSeq and is a predicted model, not a curated record. Gene Ontology annotation, molecular function: protein dimerization activity; DNA-binding transcription factor activity, RNA polymerase II-specific; RNA polymerase II cis-regulatory region sequence-specific DNA binding.
UAUCAUAGCAAACCCUCAAAAGCUUCCUUCUUCUCUAGAUUGUUCUCUCUUCUCAUCUCUGACGAGCCAUGACUAGAAAGAAAGUAAAACUGACCUACAUCAGCAACGACUCGGCGCGAAAGGCAACGUACAAGAAGAGAAAGAAGGGUUUGAUGAAGAAGGUGAGUGAACUCAGCACCCUUUGUGAUGUUCAGGCGUGCGCGAUUAUUUACAGCCCGUAUGACUCUCAACCGGAGGUCUGGCCAUCGCCGUUGGGAGUCCAGCGGGUUCUUGCCCAGUUCAAGACCAUGCCGGAGAUGGAGCAAAGCAAGAAGAUGGUGAACCAGGAGAGUUUUCUGCGGCAGCGGAUCGCCAAGGCCAACGAGCAAUUGAAGAAACAAAGAAAGGAGAACCGCGAGAAGGAGAUGACGAGAGUGAUGUUCCAGAGUCUGACUGGGAAGUCCCUCCAGGGUUUGAGCAUGGUUGAUUUGAAUGAUUUGGGGUGGCUGGUUGAACAAAAUUUGAAGGAGAUCCACAACCGGAUGAAGAUUCUAAAUGAUCAGGAAUCUAAAAGCCAAGUGCAACUACAACCAACGGCGCUGCCUGCAGCUGCUGCAACUGCGGCGGGGUGUGGAGGGGAGAGGCAGCAGGGUUUUGCGCUGAACAAUAAUGUGGACACCGCAAUGCAGAGGCAGCAGCAGCCGUGGUUCAUGGACAUGAUGAACGUCCCACAAGAUCAUCAGCAGCAGCAUAUGGCAGGGCUUGGUGGUGGAGAUGAGAUGCAUAUGCUGCCAUUUCCGGCGGACCACAGCCAGAUUAAUGCUAUUUGGUCUAAUAAUUCCUUUUACCCUUAAUUUACUUCGGUAUUAUUGGCUUUAUAAUUCAGCCUCGAACCACAGUAGGGUUUUAAUCGUGAGGCAUGAAAACACAGUGUGUUGUUCACUCUUUUUUUUUUUUUUUUCUUUCUAUGUAAUAAAAGUAGAUCACAUCAAAUGAUCGUUUCAACUUUUAAUUCUAAUAUUACUAUAUUAUAUUUGUAUUCUUCAAUAUUAUUUGAUAUCAUCGACUUAUUACAUAAAUGAUCUCUUAUUCGAAUGAUUGUUUGUAGGAAUUAUCUUCAAAUGAAAAUUAAAAAAUUAAACAGUUUUCAAUUACAAUAUUUAUACGGUGAAGAUUCCUUA